UACAAUUAUCACCUUACCAAAAACAUAUAUAUUCAACAACUCUAAAAUGGGAAAAGAAAGAAUUAGCAAUUGCAUGGUCUUGCUUAAGCUUAUCAUGAGAAAGUUCAAGUCUCAUCUUCAACUAAUUCCCAAAUAUUCCAAUUAUAGGCAUCAAUUUGAUAUUGUGGAAACCCCAAGAGCAAAUGAAGAAGUUGUACCAAAUGAUGUUAAAGAAGGUUACUUUGCUGUAUUUUCAGUGAACAAAGAGGAAGAGCCAAAGAGGUUUACUGUGGAACUACAUUGGCUCACUAAUCCAUCAUUCUUGAAAUUAAUGAAACAAACUGAAGAUGAAUAUGGAUUUGGACAAAAAGGUGUUCUUGAAGUGUAUUGUCUUGCUGAGGAAUUGCAGAAGAUUUUGGAACUCACUUCUAUUGCAGUAUAGCUAGGUUAAGAUAGUUCCCUCUAUUUUAGCUUUAGCUAGGUUAAAACUUGAAAGAAAAAAACAAUUCCAUGUUUAGUUUAGAGGUUUAUGUUAUGAUUUGUGAUGUUAAGUUGACAUUGUCCUAUAACAAUAUGUAACUUUUUGGACUAGUAUGCCAA
Molecule: messenger RNA, 579 nt
Organism: Capsicum annuum
Lineage: Eukaryota; Viridiplantae; Streptophyta; Magnoliopsida; Solanales; Solanaceae
Product: auxin-responsive protein SAUR32-like
Exons: 1
Coding region: 47-421 (124 amino acids)
Biological process (GO): response to auxin
Source: RefSeq, a predicted model, not a curated record